Haemonchus placei is the source of this 345-nucleotide messenger RNA. Lineage: Eukaryota; Metazoa; Nematoda; Chromadorea; Rhabditida; Trichostrongylidae. The record is from the annotation of a GenBank genome assembly.
AUCCUGAUCCUGUGUCUUUUGUUCGUCGUACUUCAUGAAAGUAUCCAUAUCCUCGGACGUCGUAUCCAUUCUAGAGAGAGCAUGUUUCGACUCCUUUUUACCAAAAAUUGUGGGCAGCACUGUUUCAUAGAAGCGCCUCCUGCUAGAUCCGCUAAGCGGCAGUGUGUAAUUCAGGGCAGCCAUCUAAAAUUAGGUUCCCGUUAUCAUUUAUACCUCCAACGAAUUAAACCAACUGACAAGAAGAGUAUUAAGAUACAUGGCGAGCACAAUCAUAUAGGUGCAAGCAUAUGCUCGAAACGUCAUGGCAACAUCCCAUCUAGGUGGCUCUUCACUCUGAAAACGUGA